UCACAUAAGUUUUUCAUGCAUUUGACAAACACUUUUAUCCAAAGUGACUGUAUCAGUUCAGAUAAUAAAGCAUCUUCUAAAUGAGCACUAAUGUCAUGUGAUUAUCAGUAAUCAUGUUACGAACAGAAAACACAAUCUUUGUUCAUAUGCAGCAACAGCACAGGACAAACAAUGUUAUGUGUGUUUUUGCCUACUGUCAGGGUUUAUUAUUAUUAUUUGUUAUUAUAUUAUCACAUGAGCGACUCAUUCACACGUCACUGGUGUUUCUCUCUGUCAGUGUUUCAUCAAACAGAAACUGAAACAAGAACAACAACAGGAAAUACUACAGAUGAAGUCCUUCAGCCAACCACUAACCUGGCUUCUGUUGCUGGCGGUCUGGGUUCGGUUCUGCUGGUUCUGACUCUGUGUUCUGGAACAAUCCUCAUCCUGAAAAAGAGGAAAAGGAAAUGUGGGACAGAUUUAUUUCAGCAAAAUGUGCAGCACAAUACAGAGACUGACCGCAUGUAUGAAGAGAUUCCAAACAGUGACAUCGCCACGGUAACAUCCUCAUCCAAUCAAAUGCCUGCAUCUUCACCCAAUCAGACGCCUGCAUCACACCUCAACAACCUCCCAGAAGUCUCUGCUGUUUAUGCCACAGUAACCAAACAGCAGCCUGAUUCAAACCCCGGUCACACCCACUCGACCAAUCAGGUGACAGAUCCAGACUGUGAUUAUUAUGCCACUAUAAAGUCACCUGACCCAACACAGGACAGCAGGACAGAACUGAUCUACGUGACAGCAACACAUCCACAAAACAUCUCAACAAACGAGGGUCUGAUAUAUUCAGCGAUCAAGAAAAAGUCUGUCCACAGACAUUGUAAAUGAUGUUCCGAGUAAAAAUAAAAUCUGGUAAAAUUUCUUUACUGAAUCGAUAUUUUUGACACACUUUUCUUCAACUAUUAAUAUUACUAACCACAAAUGUUACUAUAUGGGAUAAUUAUGUUUCAGCUUGAUAUCAAACUCCUGAAGGUCAAACUAUUCUGAAGUUAUAGGCAAAAUAUCAAUGUUACAUUAUUCAUCAACACUAGGUGGCGCUGUGCUGAAACUCCUCUCGUACCCUCAGAGUAUGAUGGCUAGUGUAACCCUCUUCGUAAUUGAGAUGUUGUACUGUUCCUGAAAUAUAAUACAAUAAUCAUGCGUUUAAAGCGAUGGCAUUUAUAUAGUGUAUUUUACCUUAAUAUAUCUUAAUUUAACACAUUUAACAUUACCACCAUAUUUUGAUCUCAUCAUUUCUAUUUAAUAAUCCCUCUGUCAUUCUUUGCUAAGUCUUGUAUGUGUCUAACUGAGCGCUUAUGUAUCCUGUUUCUCCUGUGUCCUGGUUCUUUUGAUUAUCCACCUGUUCCACUGGAUUCUCCGUUUUGCCUCAGUGCUUUACUCAGCUGUUGUUUGGAUUGUUUGUUUGUGUAUAACCUUUUGCCUGGAUGUGGAUUAUAAUUGUGGAUUACCCUUUUAAUAAAUUCUGUGUUUGGAUCCUCAA
Megalobrama amblycephala (Wuchang bream) is the source of this 1516-nucleotide messenger RNA. RefSeq lists its product as uncharacterized. NCBI's taxonomy places the organism in Eukaryota, Metazoa, Chordata, Actinopteri, Cypriniformes, Xenocyprididae. The record is from RefSeq and is a predicted model, not a curated record. The transcript is spliced from 4 exons. Bases 172 to 864 code for a protein of 230 amino acids.